CAUACUCUACCAACCCAUAACUUCAACCUCCUGUCUUUUUAUUCCACCCAAAUCACAUUCAAGAAACUACACAAAAAGCCCAGAAAAACCCAAAUGGCGCAUCAUCAAAAGAUAGCAUCGAUCACAAUGAUUCUAGCAAUCACAAUGGUGGCUCUAUAUGGUGGUGCAACAGCUCAAUCAUCAGGGUGCACAAGUGUGCUAAUUAGCUUGUCCCCAUGCCUCAACUACAUUUCUGGCAACACAUCAACCCCAUCAUCAGGAUGUUGCAGCCAACUCGCGAGUGUAGUCCAGUCACAGCCAGAGUGCCUGUGUCAAGUCCUUAAUGGUGGUGGCUCAUCUUUGGGUCUUAGCAUCAACCAAACUCAGGCUCUUGCAUUACCCAGUGCAUGCAAUGUCCAGACACCACCAACCAGUCGAUGCAAUGCUGCUUCUCCAGGCAAUUCCCCUUCAGAAACCACACCUUCUUCGGGAACCACACCUUCGGAUAAAGGCAGUGAAACGAACAAUGUGCCAUCAACAGAUAAUGGUUCAUCAGAUGCAUCUUCAACUAAAUUCGCAACCAUUCCUAUUGUAUUUACACUACUUUUUGCCGCAUAUGCUAUGGUGUUCUAAGUUAUUAACUACUAUAUAUUAUAAUGUAUACUUAUUUUCCUUUGAUUCUUACAUCUUUUUUAUUAGCUAUAUUGUGAGCUUUUCCAGGGAUAUUGUAUGUACGAAAUUUUUUUAUGGCAGACUUUGUAUUGCUUCGGAUAAAUUAAUAUGAUUUUCCUGAUAUUGAAUUUAAAUCA
Messenger RNA from Lactuca sativa (garden lettuce), 788 nucleotides. Its product is annotated as non-specific lipid transfer protein GPI-anchored 26. Gene Ontology annotation, biological process: lipid transport. The record is from RefSeq and is a predicted model, not a curated record. Gene Ontology annotation, molecular function: lipid binding. NCBI's taxonomy places the organism in Eukaryota, Viridiplantae, Streptophyta, Magnoliopsida, Asterales, Asteraceae.